AUGAGGUUCUUCGCGUGGAUCAGGUGCAAAACCGAGUACAGAAGUGUCGCUCUGCUCGGAGGGAUUUGGGCCAUCUCUUGCCUUCCUCUGCUCUCAGGCUCUCACAUCACUUUGUUCCAUAUCCUCAAGGAGAUCGAAGACUUCCAAGAUCGUGGGUCGGCGGCGCCCAAAUUGCGCAUCUCAAGGAAGUUGCUCCUGCUUCAGCCGAGUGUUGAGGAAAUGGUUCUGCUGCGACUGCCUUUCCGGUCCCUGUUUUCCUGGCUCUUCUACAGUCCAAUUGGAAUCUGGAGAUCUCAUCCCCAUGGCUCACCUCUCAAUCGGCUCUCGCGUCCUCGCAGUCUCCUAAUGUCAAGCGCUACUUCUACGUCCUCGUACUCGUUGUCGCUUCACCUGAUCUUCAUAAAUGUGGAAAUGGUCCCAACAGGCCGUGAUGAGGGAGGAGAAGACAAGUACAGCCGAGUUGUGAUGUUUUUCGACCGAAGGCCGAAGGAGAUUGCGGAAUAUUUUUCCUUCACCACCCUGACAAAUCACACGAUUCACAUCUCGGCCAGUCAUCUCAUCUACACCAAAGAAGGAUCUCACGAUCCUCUCGCCACCAAGUAUGCGUGGGAAGUGGAAGAAAAGGAAUAUCUUUCGGUGAAAGAGGUGGAUGGGAAUAGGAGAUGGAAGGAAUCCCCCGUCGUCCUCAUCGGUUCACACCUCCAACAAGGGGCGUACGUGCCGAUCACGGAGGACGGCUCCAUUGUCGUGGACGGGAUUCUCGCGUCAUGCUACGCCUCCUUCCCUCAUCGCUUGAGCCACUUGGCCUCGAUCCCCGCUCGGUGGAUCCCGGAAGCCUGGAUACCCUUCUACGUGCAGACUCUGAAGGCCCUGGGGAAUCUCAUGUCGUGGGAUCAAACCCCGGGGAUGAAGAUGGGUGCGAUUCGCCGAGUGCCAACCGGUCGUCGGAUCCUCGAUUCCAUUCAUUCUCCGUCUCUCCGGUUCCUUCUCCUCUCUCUCACCACCCUCUGA
Messenger RNA from Darwinula stevensoni, 1011 nucleotides. The record is from the annotation of a GenBank genome assembly. Lineage: Eukaryota; Metazoa; Arthropoda; Ostracoda; Podocopida; Darwinulidae.